CCGUUGUAAACUUUCCUAUAUCCGGUGUUUCCCGGCAAAGAAGAAAGAACAUUUUUCUGUGCAAUUUUCACAGCCUCUGGAGUUGUACUUUGCUUUGCAGGAUCAUGAGUUCUGCAAGCAAGGUCGGUGAGAUCUUCACAGCUGCUGGGGCAGCCUUCAGUAAGCUUGGUGACCUUACCAUGCAGCUUCACCCCACAGCAGAGCCAAGUCCAUCCAGUGGGAAGUGGACACAGCAAGAAAUUGAUCUGUUGAGAAAUGCUGUAAAAAGAUUUGGUGAUGACUUGGACAAAUUAAGUGAUGUUAUUAAAACAAGGACAAUUACUCAGAUCCGGACACAAAUGAAGCGGAAGUCUUAUGAGGAAGCCGGUUUACCCCAGCCUACAGACUCCCCUAAGAAGGUGGUACUAGAUAAAAAGCUUGUAACUGUUACUACGGCGCCCACUGCUACAGCUGUGGCGGGAGAACCACAGGCCAAGAAACAGAAAAAUGAUGUGACACUGAGCGCAUUGAAUGCCCCCGAAAGUGAUGUAGAUAUCGAAGGUGAUUCUUCUUCCUCUAAAAAGUUAGAGUUUGAUUCAGAUGUGGAUUCGAGUAUGUUAUGACUAAAGAAAACUCGUUGAUAUGAAACGUAACCAGUCUCUGACAGACAACUGGCAGGAUGGGUUAAUUUGCCAGCUGUGUUUCAUUUUCUUCUGGAAUUAUAUGUAAGAACAAAGAUACUGUGAAAAAAUGAGGAUUUUUAGUGCAAUUGUCAUCUGCAUUAAUGCUGUGUUUAAGAUUUUUGAGAGAGAUGUGGAAGUGAGAGUGUUUAAGUGUGCCUGGUAUGACUUGAUAAUGUGUGUGUGUGUGUGUGUGUGUGUGUGUGUGUGAUGUUUUAUGACAAGCUAUUACAAGAUUAUCAGCCUUUUUAUGUAUCAAAGUUGACACAUAUUUAUAGGGACAGUAGUUCAAUCAUUACAAGUCAUUCUGUAUUUUUGUUCAUGCACGACAAGGUUAAUGGAUAGACAACAUUCUUCAAAAAUGUAGAAAUUCAUAAUUUAUACUAUUUUUUACUGAAUGUCAACUUAAAAACAAUAUUUUUACUAAAUGUCAACUUAAAAACCAGGCUUAUUGUUGGAAAAUAACAGAUCUUCCUUAAUUUAAAAAAAAAAUGUUAUACAUUGUAUGUUAAAAGGGGGGCAGUUAAGUAUUUUUUUGAUGAAAUUUAAAUAAGAGAAAGUACAUAUUUAUUGGAAUUUCGAUCACAUCAUUACCAUAUUUAUUCUCCAAUAAGCCCCCUCUCCUGAUGUUAAAUAUUAGUAUUAAUGUUUGGGGAGGGCUUAUUUGCUUUUACCUCGCUAUUUUAAAAUUAAUGAUUCUGCAAAAAUAAAAAGGUACAUUUGCAGACAGGUUUAUUUGCAAAUACAUCAGGUAAAAAAAGUGUUUUAAGAGGCUAGGCAGCAUUACAUGUUUCUGUGAGUUUUACCGUCACUUAUUUUUGUUUUUUUAUUUUUUAUUUUAUAGAAAUAGGACUUUCAUUGUAUAAAACAUCUUCAUUGCAUUUUGUAAAUACAUCUCUCGUAGAAUAAAAAUUGUCAAUAUCUGUUCAUUUUGAAACCAAGUUGUGUUCAUUUCCCAUAACAGUUUGUGUCAUUUAGUUUUAUCAAUAUUCUUUUCCUAAUUUUUGUAUUGUAUACAUGACAUUUUGUGUAAAGAGGCAAAUUUGUUGAAAUUCAUGUGUUUAAUUAUUCACAUCCCAGUGUUACUGGUCAUAAUCACAGGAACUUGGUACAAAUUCCCAAUCCAUGUUUUUUUUGGUUUGCUCUCCCAAGGAGUUACUCUCAUUGCCAUACAUAUACAAUGUAUAUGGACCAUGGGUUUGUGCCAAAUGCCUGUGAUCAGUUUUUCAUAAAAUCAUGUUCUUAAUGAUUGAAGAUUGUAGAAAUACAAUAGAUGUAUGUUCAAUAUGUACAAAAUAAGAUUCUGAAACAUCAUGUGAUGAUUUUGUCAUAAAGAUCUGUGUCCCACAAAAUUUGUUAUCAUUUUCUAAUAACACAAAUUCCAGCUCUGCAACCAGCAACAUGAAGUAUACUUAAAGCUUGCAAUGAAUAUUUUACUUAAGAAAUUUUUGAUUGACACCAUCAUGCGAUUUUCCCUACCUUGAUAAUGUAAGCUCACCUGGUCCAUAUAGUUGGUGGGUCUCACCCCCAAGGGGCCUGAGGGACAUGCUCAAUAGGGGAAAUAUAACAAAUUCUUUAAAAUCUUUCUUCUUUAGGAAUGAAAGGAUUUGCUUCCAAAUGUUGUAUGAAGCAUCAUUUGGAGAAGGGGAACCUAAUCAGACCGUCUCCCCUACUAAUUUUGUCAUUCUACCUGGAAUCUCACAAAUAAGCCGCAAUAAAUGAGAGAAAAACAAU
Molecule: messenger RNA, 2393 nt
Organism: Pecten maximus
Lineage: Eukaryota; Metazoa; Mollusca; Bivalvia; Pectinida; Pectinidae
Product: chromatin complexes subunit BAP18-like
Exons: 6
Coding region: 105-602 (165 amino acids)
Cellular component (GO): MLL1 complex; NURF complex
Source: RefSeq, a predicted model, not a curated record